AUGACCACGCCAAUCGACCAGAGCGGCCUGCAGUCGCUGCUGGACUCCUCGCGCAUCGGCAUUCUGGACGGUGGUUUGGCGACAUACCUCGAAGAUGGACUUAACUUUGACCUCUCCAAAGGUCCGCUCUGGAGCGCACGUCUGCUUGAUGAAAAGGAAGACGAUGUCAGCGAUGGCAAAGGACAGAAGGGGAUCUUUGACGCGCAUCUCCACUAUUUGCAAGCCGGCGCCGGUAUCAUCGGCACAGCUACAUACCAAGCAUCGCAAGAAUCUUUUGCUCGGGCCAACUACGACGAGGCCUCGGCAUCACAUCUUAUAUCUAAAGCUGUCGAUCUUGCUUGCCAUGCUCUGCACACAUACAACAAUGUCAACUCAGCAGCAUCAUCCUCAAGGCCAGUCAUCAGCCUGAGCCUUGGCCCAUACGGAGGUAUGCUCAGCAACGGAGCAGAAUACACAGGCGACUACAGACGCACAUUCCUACCCGAAUCGGAUCCACGACGCGAGCAGCAACCAUCGCUCGAGGAGAUGGCAGCAUUCCAUCAGAGACGUAUUGAAGCAUUCGUUGCGCAGCCGAGCUGGAAAGAUGUCGGUGUGCUUGCAGUGGAGACAGUGCCUCGUGCUGACGAGGCCCUGGCUUUCAGAAUGGCGCUUGAGAAUGUCGUCAAGAGUCACCAACAACAAGGAAAGCCACUCGAGAGGAAGCCGGUCUACAUAAGCAUGGCGUAUCCGGACGACCGCCGACUACCAUGGCCACCUGUCAGCUCGAGGUCGACCAGCAACGAUGAUGAUGACGUCGACAUGGACGAGGACGAUGACGAAGACGCUGCAGAUGACGAGGGUGCAGUGCAGGAAGAGAUGAAUUGGCUCGUUCAGAUUGUCACAGACACACAAGUGCAAGAUCAAGACUCGCUUUGGCCGGUCAGCGGUAUCGGCAUCAACUGCACCAAGCCUUACCUGCUGGAGAAGCUGGUGGAACGCAUGUCAGCCUCUCUAGUCGUGCUCAACAAACCUGCUAGCGAAGGCGGGCUGGAUCUCGAGUGCAGGAGAAGCGGGGUUGGAUUGCAAAAGCCUUUGUUGUUCCUUUAUCCUGAUGGUGGACUGGUGUAUGAUGCAGUCAGGAAAGUUUGGCUUACACCAUCGAACGCUGGAGCGCUGGAGGGUGACAAUUCGGCUGCAUCUUGGGCUUCGAACUUGAUGAAGCUGGCCAAGAGAAUCACUGCGAGCAACGGGACCAGCUUUCCCGAUGUAUGGAGAGGCGUCUUUGUCGGAGGAUGCUGUAAGAGCGGCACUGACGAGAUCCGGGCGCUUUGCCAGUGCAGGUCCUCAUAG
Ustilago hordei is the source of this 1329-nucleotide messenger RNA. RefSeq lists its product as uncharacterized. Gene Ontology annotation, biological process: S-methylmethionine cycle. The record is from RefSeq and is a predicted model, not a curated record. The coding region runs from base 1 to 1329 and encodes 442 amino acids. Gene Ontology annotation, molecular function: S-adenosylmethionine-homocysteine S-methyltransferase activity. NCBI's taxonomy places the organism in Eukaryota, Fungi, Basidiomycota, Ustilaginomycetes, Ustilaginales, Ustilaginaceae. The transcript has a single exon.